This is a messenger RNA of Penicillium cataractarum, 1602 nucleotides long. RefSeq names its product flavin-containing monooxygenase. Gene Ontology annotation, molecular function: N,N-dimethylaniline monooxygenase activity; NADP binding; flavin adenine dinucleotide binding. NCBI's taxonomy places the organism in Eukaryota, Fungi, Ascomycota, Eurotiomycetes, Eurotiales, Aspergillaceae. The transcript is spliced from 7 exons. The record is from RefSeq and is a predicted model, not a curated record. Bases 1 to 1602 code for a protein of 533 amino acids.
AUGGCUGACUAUAACUCCCUGACUGACAAAGCCCCCACAGUGGCAGUCAUUGGCCUAGGGGCCCUUGGCUUGGUGGCCAUGAAGAAUCUGCUUGAGGUUGGAUUCGAUGUCACUGGCUACGACAAGCACCCUUAUGUUGGCGGGUUGUGGAACUACAAUAAAAGCAAGGAUGCAAUUUCUGUUCUACCUACUACUGUGGCCAAUGGCUCAAAGCAAAGAGGAUGCUUCACAGACUUUCCUUUUCCAGAUGAAACACCAGAUUUUCCACCAGCGGCAGAUAUGCACAAGUACCUGGUAUCAUAUGCAGAGCACUUUGGUAUUCUGCCACGGGCUCGAUUAGACACAGUUGUCCAUCGUGCAGAGUGGAAUACUGAUACUGCCCUCUGGGAUGUAGAGACAUCUACUGGGGACGAGCCAAAGAUUGUUCGCAGUUUUGACAAGGUUGUCUACUCCAUGGGGCCCGAUCAAACCCCCAAUGUGCCCUCAAUUCCAGGUAUGGAUCAAUUUGGAGGCGAAGCGGUGCAUUCAAUUGCGUUCAAAAGUCCGGAGGAUUGGGCUGGCAAGCGCAUGCUCGUUGUUGGUUUUGGAAACACCGCUGCCGAUGUAGCGUGUGAGCUUGCAGGCAAGGCUGAAACUGUCUAUCUGUCUCAUCGACAUGGCAGCAUUGUGCUUCCUAGAUGGGUCGAUAAAAAACCUGUCGAUCACAUUCGAACGUAUCGCAAGGGCGUGUUCCUCGAGCAACUAUCUCGCUAUGCCCCGAACGUUUGGACAAAGCUCAUGAACAAGGUUAUUCUGGGCCUCAGAGAUCGACUCUACGAUCUCAAGCCCGAGUGGGGAUUUGACCCAGCACCCUCAGUGAAUCAAGCACGGCCCAUUAUCAGUGAUUACUUGGUCGACCAUCUCUCUCGCGGACUUAUAAUCUCAAAGCCGCCCAUUGAGAAGAUCCUAGAUUCUCACAGGAUUGAGUUUCAAGAUGGGAGUGUCGCUGAUAUUGACGGCAUCAUUUGGUGCACCGGCUACACAGUCGACUACUCUAUCUUGGGCAAGAGUGAUCCCACUAUAUACCGGGGAUCGGAUAUUCGCAGUGCCAAUGGUCGCAAGAUUCCACGACUUUACCAGAAUCUACUUUCUCUGGAACACCCGGAGUCUUUGGCAUUUAUGGGAAAUCUGUCAUUCAUGAACCCGGCGUUCCUCAUGUUCGAUUUGGCUACAAUGGCCCUAGGUCAGGUGUGGUCUGGGCGAUCCUCCCUCCCACCUCGUGAGGAGAUGAUCCGCGCAGUCGAUAAACAACAUGAAUGGCUUGCGGAGCUGGCAACUAAGGGAGCCGUCACUCCAGGUCUCGUGAAGGGUGCGGACUGGCUAGAUUGGGUCGAAGAAACCGCUGGACUAGGAAUGAAGGAGAAUCUCGGAUAUGGCCUACAAGGGUGGUACUUCUGGCUCACGAACCGUUCGCUAUGUAACACUCUCAUGGAUGGUCUGCUUUUGCCUUUCCAUUAUCGACUGUUCGAGGGUAAGCGGAAGCGAUGGGAGGGCGCUGAAGAGGCCAUCUUGAAGGUCAGCGAGGAGCUACGCAUCAAGAAUGUGACUAAGAAGUGGCAGUAG